AUGGCCACUAACACUUUCAAAGACUACUACGCGGACCUCGGUCUCCAGCUUGGCGCUUCCACUGAUGCCAUCAAGAAGGCAUUCCGUGAACUCGCUAAGACGCAUCACCCCGACAAGUCCGGUGUAGCAGAUGCCGAUGUCUUCCGCCGCGUUCGCGAAGCUUUCGAGCAGCUCACCAACACCGAGUACCGCACCGAAUACGACCGCACCUACAUGCGUAACAAGUACCAGACUAGCGCUCCCACUGAGCAGACGAACCAUGAUACCGGUAACGAGAACUCCGGUGGCAAAGGCCCCGCCAACUACGAGGCUGGUAGAGCAAGCCCGCCGCCUCAGAAGCCGUUCCGCAAGCCAUACGAGGCAAGCUGGCAGUACUACCUGGGCAAGGAGUAUACCGCAUGGCAGGAGAAGGACGCAGCCUACCGCAUGAGGCACCCUGAGGCCUAUGAGAGUCCGUUCGAAGGCGGGCCUCCAACUCCCAAGCCUGGUGCGAAGGCACAUGGCAUGGUUGUGCAGAUGUCGCACCCCUGCAGCCAACAGACGUGCGUCUACAAGAGCACAGCAUGGCGCGUUCAGGUUGGUGGGGAGGACCAUUGUGUGUUUUGCAUGGCCGCUCACACCGGCGGCAUGAGAUGUCCUGGUUGUGAGGCCCUGGCCUGCAAGGCAUGUGUGGAGAAGAUUCGCGCGCUGGAGCGGAGCCCUUUCGAGGGUAUGAGAUCCAAGGCCCAGUACUGCUCCUCCGGUGGUUGA
Alternaria conjuncta is the source of this 750-nucleotide messenger RNA. RefSeq lists its product as uncharacterized. The transcript is spliced from 2 exons. Bases 1 to 750 code for a protein of 249 amino acids. NCBI's taxonomy places the organism in Eukaryota, Fungi, Ascomycota, Dothideomycetes, Pleosporales, Pleosporaceae. The record is from RefSeq and is a predicted model, not a curated record.